AUGGACGUUAUUGGUCAAAUAAAGCCAGUUGCUUCUAACAGACACAUAUCCAUUGACUACUUCACCAAGAGGGUGGAAGCAGCUUCGUACAAGUCAGUGACUAAGAAAGUUGUAGCUAACUUUGUCCGCAACAAUCUGAUAUGCAGAAACAUCAAACUUGUUCUUGGACAGAGGGAGCUAUUGGAAGAUCCUGGUAGAUAUCAAAGACCGGUUGGUAAAUUGAAUUAUCUAACUAUUACACGCUCGGAUAUUUCAUUUGCAAUAACUGUGGUUAUACAGUUUCUCCAAGCUCCCUGUAAAGAUCAUUGGGAUGCAGUAAUUCGCAUCCUCAAAUACAUCAAAAGAGCUCCAGAACAAGGAUUGUUAUAUGAAGACAAAGGUCACGCGGACAUCAUUGGAUAUUGUGAUGCGGAUUGGUCAGGUUCUCUAACAGAUAGACGCUCUACUUUCGGGUAUAAUGUCAUGAUUAUAGACAAUUUAAUCUCUUGGAAAAGUAAAAAGCAAGAUGUAGUUGCAAGAUCUACCGCAGAAGCAGAAUAUCGAGUUAUGGCCCUUGCUUCAUGCGAGCUUAUUUGGUUGAAACAACUUCUUCAAGAGUUGAAAUAUGUUGAAUUCAAACCAAUUAAGCUUAUAUGUGACAAUCGGGUUGCCCUUCGUAUUGCCUCAAAUCCAUUUUCCAUGAAAGAACGAAACAUAUAG
Solanum lycopersicum (tomato) is the source of this 699-nucleotide messenger RNA. Its product is annotated as secreted RxLR effector protein 161-like. The record is from RefSeq and is a predicted model, not a curated record. Lineage: Eukaryota; Viridiplantae; Streptophyta; Magnoliopsida; Solanales; Solanaceae.